Messenger RNA from Naegleria gruberi, 2544 nucleotides. RefSeq lists its product as uncharacterized. The record is from RefSeq and is a predicted model, not a curated record. The transcript has 3 exons. Lineage: Eukaryota; Heterolobosea; Eutetramitea; Acrasida; Naegleriidae. The coding region runs from base 1 to 2544 and encodes 847 amino acids.
AUGACAACAGCUAAGGUAAUGCCUAUGGCAGCACAGCCUUCCGCAGCUUCUUUUCUUGUAACCACACAUGCCAAUUCAUAUGUAGGAGGUUUGAAGACACAAGAAUCAGCGGCUUCAAUGGCUCCCACAUCUAUUGGAUCAUUUGUUGUAGCUAAGAAUGACGACCCACAUACUGAUGAACCAAAUGCUGAUGACACAGAAUCAUACUUUAACAAAUUCAGUGUUUGUUGUGAAUGUUCCAUUCGAACUACAUUAAUAAUUCUCAUCUCAAGUUUAGUCUUACUCAGUAUUGUGAUUGUUGUAGCAACUUUCUGUGCAUCCUUCCUUCCAGGAUUCCUCUCAGUUAGUAAUGACAAACGAGAUAAUGACUUUUUAAAUAUUGUAAACUUUUCAGAGAAAACAUUGAAAGAAUUGGUCAUUACUAAUAAGGUUACACAAAUGCAAUUUGAAGCAACCUAUUCAAUGUAUAAUUACGAAGAUACCGAGUUGAAAAUAUUCAGAGCAUUCAAAGCAGAACAUAUUUACCAUGAUGAAAUAUUCGUGACGACAUAUGUUGGCGAUAGUUAUGGAACAGCAAUUUGUAUCAUGAAGUGGACAGAUGGGCCAGCCUACUUGAAUAUUUCACUUGUUCAUAACGAGUUUCACUAUUGCAAAGAUUGGGAGAACACUAACUUUUGCAACAGGUCUGUAACUCCGGACAUAUCUGAUAAUCCCUUCGAUUUAUCAUACCUUGUGCAGGUUUGUAAUGAAAAUCCCGGAAAGGUGGUGUAUUCAGAGAGUUAUGCUGAUCCUUCUAUGCCAGAUAUGACUUUUAUUACACUGCUGAAUUGCGUUCCUAAAAAGACAAACAAUGUGAAACCAGGAAGUACUUUUGAGUAUUACUAUGCUAUUGAUACAACAACAUCCACAAUUUCUUCAAAUCUGAAAUCAUCUACGAAACAGAUAGAAGGAUCCCAUGCAUACAUUGUUGAGGCCAACACUGGUUUCAUGAUAGCAAACCAUGAACUGAUAAGACUUAAACCUAAUGAGUGUGCAAAUGAGGAAAUUAGAGUAGUGGAUGAAAGAAUUAAAGAAUUAUUCCCUAAGGGUUAUAGCACUAUAGAUGAAGGAAAGGUGUUUUCUUCUACAGCUGAUGAUCAUUUUGUUCUAUUCAAAAGAUUAAGGACAGAUUAUGGAAUCGAUUGGGUAUUCGUUCUGGCAGCUCCAACAUGGAAUUACAAUGCACCAAUUGGUAUUGCACUUAUUGCUUCAUUUGGAGGUAGUAUUAUUGCUAUCCUAAUCAGUGUAAUUGCUGCUGUUGUAGUUUCUGUGAGGUUGGUGAAACCAUUCCAUGUCUUGAUUGAAAUGAUUACUUCCAUUUCGACAAUUGAUAUAGAACCUGCAGAUCUUUCAAAUACUAUUUUCACAGAGGUCAGAGAACUUCAAUACCAAUUUUAUCAAGUGGUGAAGAGGUUGAAAUUGUAUAGAUCGUUCAUUCCUCCCCAUUUAAUUCAGGAAAUUGAAAAACUGGAAAAUGAAACUGAUGAAUCAAAGCAAAAUGAUAUGAUCAAGCAAGUAUCUCAUCAAAAUGGCCUCCUUCAAAAAGGAUCAAGUACCUCUCUUAUGUCUGCCUCUGGUCACAACUUUUCCUCAAGAAAGAAAAAGAUGUCCAAAUCCACUCUGAACAGAUUUGCAUUGUAUCUCGAAAAACGAGUUGUAACUGUUAUUUACAUGUCUAUGGAUGGUAUAUUGGAUUGUCUUGAUGUUAUGGAGCAUUCAGAUAUUGUUUUCAUGCUUGGUGACGUUUUUGAACAAGUGAAUCAAAUAGGAAAAACAACUUCUGGUUUAGUUUACGGAUUUGAAAAUGGAGCCUUAAUGAUUGCUUUCAAUGCUUCAUCUAAUCAAGUAGCACAUCAAGAAAAAGCAGCCACAACCACUCUCACAUUGAUUGGAAAAUUGGAUAACGUGAGAAAAACCAAGUGGACUCAAGCUCACUCAUUCAAAUCUAGCAGACAAAUUUCUUACAUGUUGGAUAAUAUUUCUUUCAGAUUCUGUAUUACUUCAAGGGAAUCCACCUGCGGAAAUGUUGGUACAAACGAUGCCAAGAUAUUUAGUAUUUUCGGAAACUUGAGACAGGAAUUUGAACUGAUGGCUUCAGUGGCAAGAGAAGUUGGAGUCCAAGUGCUUGUAACAGAACAAAUUUACCAAGUGGUAAAUCAAGUAUUUGUAUUGAGAUACAUUGAAUCUAAGGAAAUGUCACUUCCAUUCCCUUCUGUUCAAGAAUCAGAUUCUCGUGGCAAGGAAGAGUGUCAUCUUUACGAACUUAUUGAAAGCAAGGUAGUUCAGAAUGAUGAAUGGAUGUUUGAAUUGGAAGAAAAGAAGAGAAAAGAAAAGUGGAAACUUUACAAUGAAGCAUGCACCUUUUACAAAGAUAAGAAACUGGACCAUGCGUUGGAUUUGUUAAAAAUCUUCUUAUCAGACCAGCCAAAUGACAGACCAACUCAACACUUAAUUGCUGCAUGUCUGCACAAAUUACAAGAGAGUGACAAACAUUCUAAUAAAUAA